AACAUAAUAAACAAAGACUACUAAUCUUCGCAAAAACAUCAAACGCCGACACAUCAUUCCCUGAUUCAGACAAGAUGGUGCACAACAUCCGAACUAAGGACGAGUUCCAAGACGCGCUUAAGAACUACUCUGUCGUGGUUGUCGAUUUCUACUCUACUCAUGCCGCUGAGUCAAAGAACAUUGCUCCCACAUUUGCCCAUGCAAACGAGCUUGACAAGUUCAAGGACUUUCGAUUUCUCAAGAUCGACAUCGAUGAUCUCAAGGGUCUAGCGGAGGAGCUUGGAGUCUCAAAGCCUGCCUCUUUCCAAAUGUACAAGAAUGGAGAGAAGAUUAAUGACCUACAGAGUGAUCAGACGGAGGACCUCAUUCAAUUUCUGGAAACUGGUCUGUAGAAGAAGGAUUGACUAAUUAAUGAGCCACGCCAUCAAUUAAUACAGCAUCAAUAACAGACCUGCCACCAAG
Molecule: messenger RNA, 462 nt
Organism: Fusarium graminearum PH-1
Lineage: Eukaryota; Fungi; Ascomycota; Sordariomycetes; Hypocreales; Nectriaceae
Exons: 4
Coding region: 75-392 (105 amino acids)
Source: RefSeq, a predicted model, not a curated record